This is a messenger RNA of Melanotaenia boesemani (Boeseman's rainbowfish), 1574 nucleotides long. Its product is annotated as protein NipSnap homolog 2-like. Gene Ontology annotation, cellular component: mitochondrion. NCBI's taxonomy places the organism in Eukaryota, Metazoa, Chordata, Actinopteri, Atheriniformes, Melanotaeniidae. Bases 83 to 913 code for a protein of 276 amino acids. The record is from RefSeq and is a predicted model, not a curated record. The transcript has 10 exons.
UGUCAGCUGGUCGGGGAAAAGCCCGGACUGCGGCUGCAGCGGUGUCAAACAGGCACCAAUACUCAACUACUUUCAGGGAAAGAUGGCGACCCGAGUCCUUCAAAGAGUAGGCAAAGGCCUUAACAAGACGAAAAAUGGACUUCAGGCGAAAGGGCCGGUCACUGUUACCAUCAGGAGCCUCUCAGGGUUCAAAUCUCUUUUUGUUAGAAAAGUUGACCCAAGAAAAGACGCUCACUCUCAUCUGCUCGCCAAGAAAGAGGACAACAAUCUGUACAAAAUACAGUUUCACAACGUCAAGCCAGAGUGCCUUGAUGAUUACAAUGAACUUUGUGAGGCCGUGUUGCCCUCCAUUCACGCUGAUCCUGAAUACCCUUGUGAGCUUGUGGGCACCUGGAACACAUGGUACGGAGAGCAGGAUCAGGCAGUUCACCUAUGGAGAUAUCGGGGAGGAUACCCAGCUCUCACCGAAGUCAUGAACAAACUCAGGCAGAAUAAGGGGUUUAUGGACUACAGGGCAAAGAGAGGGAAGAUGCUACUGUCUCGGAGGAACCAGCUGCUGCUGGAGUUUAGUUUCUGGAAUGAACCUGUUCCACGUCCAGGACCCAAUAUCUAUGAGCUGCGAUCAUACCAGCUCAGGCCAGGUACAAUGAUCGAGUGGGGAAAUUACUGGGCUCGUGCUAUUGAAAUUCGCCAGCAGAACCAUGAGGCAGUGGGAGGCUUUUUCUCACAGAUUGGAAGUCUGUACACUGUUCAUCACUUAUGGGCUUACAAAGAUCUUCAGUCCAGAGAAGAGAUCAGAAAUGCAGCCUGGCAGCGAGAAGGUUGGGAUGAGGUUGUUUAUUACACAGUCCCUCUUAUUCAGCACAUGGAAUCCAGAAUAAUGAUCCCUAUGAAGAGUUCACCCACGAAGUAAUCGCCAACAUGAGGGGGAACACUCAGCAGCCACUGCUACAACUACACCGAUUUCUAGAGUGUUAUCAACCAUCAGAGCGUGUACUGCCGGAGAUGUCGACAUAAUCGAAAUAUGUUUUUGUGGUUUGCUUUGUUUCUUCACUCCCACUUUUUUGGAGUCAUUUUUCAGAUAAUUAGGUCAAAAUGAUUAUCUCUAAAAUUUGUACCCGUUACACCAAUUACUGAGUUACUGAUCUGUGGAGACAGUGUUUUGUAUUCUCCCCCUCUUCCUCACUAGUUGUCAUGUAAAAUUUAAAGAAAUAUGAACAUGAUUGUAAGCUUGUUGCCAAUGUAACUGCCUCCAGUAUCUCACAACUAAAUCACAAGUACAGGGCUCUUGAUUCAAUGUCAAUUUAAGUGCAUAGGCUUAAAUUUGACAGACAAUGGUCAAUUUUUCCCAAGCAAAACAUGAUUCACUGUUUAUUUCUUUAAGAAUGGUCUUAUGUUUACAAGGCUUCAGUCCACCCUUCUGGUUGAGGCAUGUACUGGUGAUGGUGGGAUUAAUGAAAGUAACAUAUAUGAAGAUAUUCAUGAGUUCAAGCUCACAAAUGAAUCAAACAGUGUUGAAGUGAAAAGAUAAAAUCUUUUAUUCCUGGUUUAUUUAUAAAUAUACUAAAUCCCUU